Gregarina niphandrodes is the source of this 4549-nucleotide messenger RNA. RefSeq names its product putative nucleoporin. The transcript has 2 exons. Gene Ontology annotation, cellular component: nuclear pore cytoplasmic filaments; nuclear pore. The annotation marks the transcript as partial. Gene Ontology annotation, biological process: protein import into nucleus; post-transcriptional tethering of RNA polymerase II gene DNA at nuclear periphery; RNA export from nucleus. The record is from RefSeq and is a predicted model, not a curated record. Lineage: Eukaryota; Apicomplexa; Conoidasida; Eugregarinorida; Gregarinidae. Gene Ontology annotation, molecular function: structural constituent of nuclear pore.
AUGUUUGGAGGUCAGAGUACAUUUGGAGGUGGUGUCUUUGGAAGCAAGCCUCAACAGACCACCGGACUCUUUGGUGGUGCGACGGGCACGACGACCACGGGGCUGUUUGGUAACCAAGGCGCCACGCCCGGUUUAAGUGGUAACCAAGGUCUAGGUGGUAACCAAGGUCUAGGUGGUAACCAAGGUCUAGGUGGUAACCAAGGUCUCUUCGGCGGUGGUAACGCUACCGGUGGUGGGUUAUUUGGUAGCACCACGACUCAACCCGCAAGCUUAUUUGGCCAAGGCACUACCAACAAUGGUCUAUUCGGCGCUGCAGGCGGGACUCAGCAACCUAACAGCUUGUUCGGCGGCACAACCAACAACAGCGCCUUCAAACCAAACGGCAGUGGCCUCUUUGGUGGGGCUACAGCCGGAAGUCCGCAAACGAACACGAGUUCGACUGGACUCUUCGGCAAUACCGCUCCACAGAACGCAGGUCUGUUUGGUUCACAGACUGCGUUUAAUAACCAGCAGACGACUGCCUUCGGGAGCCAGCCAAACGGCUUACUAGGCCAAAACACUCUCGGCCAAAACACUCUCGGCCAAAACACUCUCGGCCAAAACACUCUCGGCCAAAACACUCUCGGCCAAAACACUCUCGGCCAAAACACUCUCGGUGCCCAGAACACCCUCGGUCAGAAUACUCUACAGCCUACCAACAGUCUGUUCGGCGGCGCCAAUAACACUGGCGGGGGACUGUUCGGUAGCACUCAGGCGCCCGCCACGACCGGUGGACUAUUCGGUGGCCCCACCGCUAGCCAGCCUGGAACCGGGCUCUUCGGGGCCUCCCAGAAUACCAACAGUGGCGGCCUCUUCGGCGGGGGUACCGCACCUGCAGCCGGUGGGCUAUUUGGGACCACCCAGCAAACGGGCGGUCUCUUCGGAAACACGACGACUGCCGGUGCCCAACAAACGGGCCUCCUUGGCGCCAGUCAGACCACCACGGGCGGCGGCGGCCUCUUUGGAGGUGCCUCACAACCCCAGACAGGGUUGUUUGGAAACAACGCCUCCACCAACACUGCCGGCAAUUCGGGAGGACUCUUCGGCAACAACAACGCUGGCGGCGGCGGACUCUUCGGCAGCAAGCCAGCCACUGGCAGCCUGUUUGGGAAUGCGACCACGAACGCCACCGCCGGCACUACUGGCGGCCUCUUCGGAAGCUCCAACAACCUGCCCCGGACCACCACCACGACUGGAGGCGGUUUGUUCGGCAAUACGAACACUACUACUGGCACGACUGGCGGAGGAUUGUUCGGCAAUACGGGUGCUGCUACUGGGACCACAGGCGGAGGCUUGUUCGGCAACGCAGGCACGAAUACUGGGACAACUGGCGGAGGAUUGUUCGGCAGCACAGGCACUGCGACAGGCACGACUGGCGGAGGAUUGUUCGGUAACACAGGCACUGCGACAGGCACGACUGGCGGAGGAUUGUUCGGUAACACAGGCAAUACAAGUGGCACGACUGGCGGCGGGUUGUUCGGCAACACAGGCAAUACAAGUGGCACGACUGGCGGAGGAUUGUUCGGUAACACAGGCACUACUACUGGCACGACAGGUGGCGGAUUGUUCGGCAAUACGAACACAACUACUGGCACGACAGGUGGCGGAUUGUUCGGCAAUACGGGUGCUCCGUCGGGCUCGACAGCUGGCACGACUGGCGGAGGAUUGUUCGGCGGUUCCGCGAGCCUGUUCGGCGGCGGUUCGAGUUCGGCGGCAGCCCCGACGGGAUCAGCGUUGUUUGGAUUAAAUGUAGGCGGUGGCGCGGGAACAAGCCCCGCACCGGCGACUAUGGGCGGGCCGGCGAAGGAAGAUCCGUACCAGUUGAGUUCGAUUGCGAUUGCGAACGCGGCGAACAUUUUGUACGGAACCCCGGCAAAGACGGUGCCAGUACGUCCGGCUGUGGCCCGUGUACCGGCCGGGUCCCGGGGAUAUCUGGGCACUCGUUCAGCAGCAGUAGUAGCGGAGACGCGGGCGUCGGCGGGUACGCCGGUAGCGGCGGUGCCGGCAGAUCGGCGCACAUCGCACGAAGGUAACAUGUUUCUGCCAUUAGAAAGUUUCUCGCCGUUGGUAGAGGGUACACGGUUGGGUUGGCGAUCAUCAGCACCGGCGGAGCCUCGUUUGGCAGACCAGCGACCUGCGGCUGUCGACCCUGCAUUAUUGCCAAUUUUCUCGCGACAAGAUUAUACCUGUCGUCCGUCGAUGGAAGCUCUCCGCAAUUAUACCGAGGAAGAGUUGAGUCGUGUGCAAGACUUUACCGUUACACGAGAAGGGUAUGGGUCUGUUACCUGGCUAGGAUUCACUGAUCUCCGGAACCUCGACAUUGAUGCUGCGGUCUUCUUCGAACCAAAGGCUAUCGAAGUUUACGGUGAGCUCUGGGAGAGUGUGAUGAAACAGCGAGGCAUUCAAAAUCCUGAGAAACCCCCUCAAGGAUUAGGACUGAACCAUCCCGCACAAAUUACACUUUACAACUGCCGACCGGCUAAAAAUCGUCUUACCGGUAAAAGCGCUGAUGAGCUUUUUGCCGAACAAGAGCGAAGGACAAGACAGUACUCGGAAGAUGUCGGAGCUACCUUCAUCAGUCUCUCCCCUGACUACGCCUGGACAUUCCGUGUGGAACACUUCAGCAGGUAUGCUAUGCCGGAGCAUAUUGCGUCUCCAGGUGAGGUGAAGAAAAGUAGGAGCAAGAAGCCUUUGGUACCUCGCCGUAUUCAAUCAUCUAGGUUAGCCGUUGCGUCACGUAAUGUCACUUACCGUGUAGGAACUGACCGGAUGACGGCUUCCAAGUUAUGGGCCAUGGUGGAGAACGUUGGGUCUCUUAGUGUAUGCGAAGACCGAGAUGAGGAGAGUUCCGAAAUAAAUAGUUUAAUUGACAUGGAGGCCUUGGUACCAUGUCUUGCCCACCCCUGCCGGCCCGUUGACCCAGUACAGAUUGGACUGCAUGCCUAUAAGUUGUUUCGUCCUCAUCAGAAACUUGACUGGUCAGUAGAAAGACCUACCCCUGCAGCCGUGGGUCGUUCCGUAAAGUUGAUAGGCUUUCUUUGGUGUCAUGAUACGGACAUAUUGGGUGGUAUAAUUGAUUGGUUAUAUAGUAUGAAUCGUGGGUAUGAAGAGUCUGUUGUUGACUUUAUACUGGCGAAUCGAGGAUCUGAAGCUGUGCGUCUUUGUAUGGUCUCUAAACAGCUGCGUUUGGCGCUCAUUAUUCGUUGUUUAUGGCAACCGCUUUUAAUGCCAAGCGCGAGAAUUACUGAACAAUUAGUAUCUUACUCUAAGCUUGGUUUAGUCGCCGACAACAAGACCACACUGGAGGUUCUGGCUCUGGCUGGUGGCCUAGUUAAUAGUAGUGGCACCGUAAUUAAUGGUAGCGAAAUUAAGUUCAAGUCAUGGACACAAUCUCUCGUAGCCAUCCUUGUGUUCACCUUGAACGCCAAUAUGUACAGAAUUAGUUUGCCAACUUACCAAGACCAGUUGCAGCUGCUAAAGUGUGCCUUGAACAAUCUGAACACGAUGUGUACUGACCAAGACACCGAUUACCUGGAUAACCUGGACUACCAAUUACUGGUGUGCAUUGUUCAUAAUCAAGUGAUCAAACCUGAUGACGGUAUGCCUAGUCGUAGUGAGACUCGCUAUCUAGAUGCCCGUACGGAAUCUAGCUAUCAAGAAGGUCGAGGAGACGAAAUCAGCAGCGUCUCGGCCCGAGACAGAGACCCAUUACUGGGUGAACACGGCCCAUUACUGGGUGAUUAUCCGGAAGCUUUUGGACUAUGCCGAUGGCUGUUGAUGCUGCAUGCGCAAUACUGUCAAGACCCCAGUCUUAGCAUGUUUGGUUGCAUAUCAGGUCUUCAGUCUAAACAUGAUGUAUUCCCCGUAGGCUUGGUUAAUUCAAAGUCACAUCUUUACUGGCACUUGUUAAAGCAUCAGCACACUCUUGUAAAGACGGAUUUGAUUGACCCAAUAUACCGUGCCUACUACCAGGUCGAUCGUUUCGUAGUUAAGGAUACAGGACUAGUUAAGGAUACAGGAGUGGAUACAGGAGUAGUUAAGAGUAUGCUACCUCUCUGGUUUGUAUAUAGAUGCCUUGGUGAUUAUUACCGGAGUUUAAAGAAUUACUUAAACGCAGCUACAUCAUACUAUCAUAUGGUUGACCAUAUAUGUCAUCAACACCAAAAUGAUUUACAACAUAGUGGUUGGUGGGAUGUGUUGAGUAAGAGUCCCACUGUGACUGUACCAUCGGAAUCUGAAGGCAUGCUACUUGUCUUGCAAUGUUUGCUCGAAGAUGAUUAUCUUAUCAAUUGCUAUCAAGUCAUAAUUGAAAUGAUUAAAGAUGAUAAAAAUCGAGUAACAUCACUUACCCAAUGCUGUAAUAUGUCCCUAGCUGAUAUGAUCAUUGACAAGAAAUUAUUACAGCUAGUUCAAGUUCUAUAUAGCUAUCAUAAAAAACUUAACAUUCAACAGAUGACAACAACCCUCACUUCCCACGAACAAAGAUAUCAAACCUCCUGGUCUAAUGAAG